CCAUCAACAAGAUAGCUUGACACGAUCAGAUUUUAAUGCCCAGAGCAGGAGAAUCUUGCAAUAUGGAAAUAAUUAUAUAGGCCACAUACUCGGCGUCGGCCCCGUGUAUGACGAGGACACAAACAUGGAGUUGAAAAAUUUCCAUCAACAAGAUAGCUUGACACGAUCAGAUUUUAAUGCCCAGAGCAGGAGAAUCUUGCAAUAUGGAAAUAAUUAUAUAGGCCACAUACUCGGCGUCGGCCCCGUGUAUGACGAGGACACAAACAUGGAGUUGAAAAAUUUACUUAAAAAAAGAGGAACUACCAGACGCCCUAUCAAAACUACCCGCAAAACUACUACAACUACCACCAGCAAACGCCCCGAAUUUCGAGUUUCGGUUGAUGUUGACAUAAAUGUUUAUCCAGAGUCUACAACUACUGAAAAAAUCCAAUCCGAUUCCAAUGAAUAUGGUUCGAGUAAAUAAAUUUUGACAUAUCGGUUGGGAAGCGAAGCAGAGGGCGUUCUCUACAAAGCGCCAACUGACAUAUCUAUUAAACAUGUUUCUGAA
Cydia pomonella (codling moth) is the source of this 547-nucleotide messenger RNA. RefSeq lists its product as uncharacterized. Bases 125 to 463 code for a protein of 112 amino acids. NCBI's taxonomy places the organism in Eukaryota, Metazoa, Arthropoda, Insecta, Lepidoptera, Tortricidae. The transcript is spliced from 5 exons. The record is from RefSeq and is a predicted model, not a curated record.